UUGGGUUAGUCUAGCAGACGACGGGACGGACGCAGCAGACAGCGCAUAGCUAGCGUCGCUCGCGGGCGCUUGUCAGCGUACGUUUGAAUCGGAAGCCGAGGAGACUCGCGAGAGUGCUCGGGGAAGAGUUUGUUGUUCGUCGAGGUCGAGAGCGUGGAACAUCGGCGUGCUCGCGAUGGAUCCCGAGGCGUUCCUGGACAUGGCCAACCAGGUCAUCAAGCUGAAAAUGUUCCCGUAUUUCGACAUAGCGCACUGCGUACUGUGCGCGCUGCACGUCAGGGAGGAUCUGGGACCCGGUGCACAAGCAUUUUCUCGCAAGCAUCCUUUAUCAUGUUGGCUCUCUACAAUGUUAGUUUGUUUUGCAAGUGGUCUGCUAUGCAAUGGAUUAUUAGGUGAACCUAUUCUUGCACCUCUGAAAAAUACACCACAAGUGAUAGUCGCAACUAUUGUUUGGUAUGUGAUAUUUUACACACCAUUUGACAUUGGUUAUAAGGUAGCAAAAUUUUUACCAGUAAAGAUAGUAUGUUCUGCUAUGAAAGAAAUUUACAGGUGUAAAAAAGUAUAUGAUGGGGUGACUCAUGCAGGAAAACUUUAUCCAAAUGCAUAUCUCAUUAUGAUAUUGAUUGGAUCACUUAAAGGUAAUGCAGCUGGAUUUACAAAAUUAUUUGAACGUCUUAUACGUGGCGUAUGGACUCCAACUGCAAUGGAAUUCAUGCAACCUAGUUUUCCUACCAAAGCAUCUAUGGUUGCAUCGAUUAUCUUUGUGCUAGAUAAGAAGACUGAUCUCAUUUCUGCACCUCAUGCUCUUGUGUAUUUCGGUAUUGUUAUCUUCUUUGUUUAUUUCAAGCUAUCAUCAAUUUUGCUUGGCAUUCAUGAUCCAUUUGUGCCAUUUGAAAAUUUAUUCUGCGCUUUGUUCUUGGGAGGAAUUUGGGACUCGUUGGCUAAAUUGUUGGGUCGUGGUCAAGCUAAAGACGAGAAAGCGGACGCAAAGAAAACAAAUUAAAUAAUA
Messenger RNA from Camponotus floridanus (Florida carpenter ant), 1009 nucleotides. RefSeq names its product trimeric intracellular cation channel type 1B.1. Bases 176 to 1003 code for a protein of 275 amino acids. The record is from RefSeq and is a predicted model, not a curated record. Lineage: Eukaryota; Metazoa; Arthropoda; Insecta; Hymenoptera; Formicidae. Gene Ontology annotation, molecular function: potassium channel activity; identical protein binding. The transcript has 7 exons. Gene Ontology annotation, cellular component: membrane. Gene Ontology annotation, biological process: potassium ion transmembrane transport.